AUGGAAACUAGACAGGCAGCAAUGGUAUUAGCUAAGUUUUUUCACCCUCAAACAGGUGCCUCUUAUUUAGUGAAAAAUAUUGGCCAGGCAAAGAUACCUGGCCUUUAUCUUCCACAAAUUUUACAUCUAUUUUCUGAGAAUCUAGCUAAUAAUGUGAAAACUAAGUAUUUACUUCUGCCAUACCAAAUGUUCCUUAUUAGGAUAAAGAAUAAGAUGAAGCCUUCUCUACAGGUGGAGUGGGACUCCAACCAUCUGUGGACUGAUGUUAGACGACCUACCGAAGGUUGGCAGGGCAUAACCUCCUCCAGAAAAUUGCAUCAGUGUCCUUAUUGUGCCUACAACGUACCCAAUUCCUUUAAGCUCCGCAGACAUAUUCUAAAGCACACAGGGGAGAAACCUCACUCUUGCACAUACUGCUCGUACAGUACAACUCGCAAGGAGCUCCUCAGGGAUCACCUUCGCUUACAUACAGGGGAAAAGCCAUUUCCUUGUCCUUACUGCCCGUACACGGCCUCUCACAAGAAUAUGCUAAAGUCCCACCUUCGUAAACAUUCUUGA
Penaeus monodon (black tiger shrimp) is the source of this 558-nucleotide messenger RNA. RefSeq names its product chorion transcription factor Cf2-like. The transcript is spliced from 3 exons. Bases 1 to 558 code for a protein of 185 amino acids. Gene Ontology annotation, biological process: regulation of DNA-templated transcription. Gene Ontology annotation, molecular function: RNA polymerase II cis-regulatory region sequence-specific DNA binding; DNA-binding transcription factor activity, RNA polymerase II-specific. The record is from RefSeq and is a predicted model, not a curated record. NCBI's taxonomy places the organism in Eukaryota, Metazoa, Arthropoda, Malacostraca, Decapoda, Penaeidae.